Molecule: messenger RNA, 584 nt
Organism: Brassica napus (rape)
Lineage: Eukaryota; Viridiplantae; Streptophyta; Magnoliopsida; Brassicales; Brassicaceae
Exons: 1
Coding region: 191-418 (75 amino acids)
Source: RefSeq, a predicted model, not a curated record
UACCUGCAUGGAAAUUGACUAAAGUACAUGCUCGGAAUUCGGAUAAUCACCGUCUACCAAACCCCAUUUGUUUUCACCCUCUCUAUAUAAACUCUGUCUCUCUCUCUCUCAAUCUCAUCACUCAAAACAAUAAACCCUCUCUCUCUCUCUCUCUGCUCCCUGUCCUUCUUGUCUGAAUCUGUAACUAACAAUGUCUGAGAGACCAAGCCGUCACCAGAGAAAGCCUUCUCUGAGCGUUUUUCCGAACUCCCUCCUGGAUCUCACCGACAUAUCUGUCACAGCAAACCCUCCAUCCACCAUCCCUUCUCAGCCGCCGCGCCAUCAGAUGCCUCCGCCUACUCCAGCUGCUGCUCCUCCAGCAAACAGUGACAAGAAAGAUGACAAUGCUAGCAAGGAAGGGAACGCCUCUUCUAACUGAUUUCGUGUUUUCCUUUGCUUUUACUUAAAAAUUUAAGCCUUCUAUCAUCGCAUAAACAUUUCCCUGUCUUCAUUCUAAUAUCGCAUAAUAAAUUAAUAAUCAGUCUUUUGUAAAAUGACUUAUAUGAUAAUGAAUCAAUCGUAAUUUCUUAUUUCAAUAUGUUAAA